Molecule: messenger RNA, 766 nt
Organism: Triticum aestivum (bread wheat)
Lineage: Eukaryota; Viridiplantae; Streptophyta; Magnoliopsida; Poales; Poaceae
Product: dirigent protein 1-like
Exons: 1
Coding region: 14-577 (187 amino acids)
Source: RefSeq, a predicted model, not a curated record
UCGGUAAGUCGAUAUGGCUCGCCAACUCAUCACCUUUGCAGCUCUAGCUCCUCUACUCAUGGCCAUGGCUGUGGCUGUCAUCGUCCCCCCUGCCGCCUGUGCCUUCCGGGGCGUGGGCGCGCGAGAAUCCUACCACCUGCGCUUCUACAUGCACGAUUUCUCCAACGGACCAAACGCCAGCGCCAUCGUGGUCGCCCACGGCACCGGCCCGCUUCUUGGAGGCUCCAGUGACCGGCGCUUUGGCGACGUGGUGGUCAUGGACGACACCCUCACCGAAGGCCCUAACACGACGUCCAGGGCCCUCGGACGCGCCCAGGGGUUCUACAUCGCGUCGUCCUCCAUAAGCGGCGACCCCACGCUGCACAUCUCCAUGGACCUGGUAGUCACCAGCGGGCCCUGCAGCGGGAGCAUGCUCGCCGUCACGGGCCGCGACAACGUCUUGGCGCCGGUGCGGGAGCUCCCGGUGGUCGGCGGUAUGGGGAGAUUCAGGAUGGCAACGGGGUACGUGCUGAUGAAGACGGUGAACUGGCAUGGGAACGACGUUCUCCUGGAGCUCGAUGUCUACGUGCAUGCGUGAACAUUAUCGACCGGCGGAUGCAAUGUGGACGCGUCCCAUAAUAACCAAGAUAAUUGGCGUGUUUGAUAUUGUAAUAUUUUGUCUCAUCUUUUUCUCGUGUGAACGAAUUUCGGAUGCAAAUUGAGAUAUAUAAAAGAAAAUGAUGAUGCUUGAGCGCCAGUUGUUUGCCCGGUGCGCGCUCUCACUCUA